AUGAGCAAACCGGUUAAAGAUGUAUCAAUUGAGUUGAGUGAACUAGAACAGAUUGCAAAAUGGCCAGAACUAGAAUUAGAACAGAGUACAAGUACUUGUGCAAAAUCGACAGAACCAGAAGUAGAUCGCAGUAUAAGUGUUACUAAGAAAUGGAUAGAAUUGAAGGAAGCUGUUGUUGUACGCGGACGUCAUCACCGUUCAAAAUGGGAUAUGACCUUCGCAAUAUCGUCUGCAUUUGCUGUGUUCAUUGAUCCCUUGAUCUGUUAUGCUCCCGUCCUCAUCGAUGAUAGCACGUGCUACUAUUGGGACCAAAGGUUGAUGUGGACAUUUUUCGGCUUACGAUCAGCCGCAGAUCUAUUUUAUGCAACGGACAUUUUUGUUUUCCUAAGUCGAAGUCGCGCUGAGCCAUUUGGGAUCUCCUGGACAAGAAUUAUUGGCGGUCCUCAUACAAAAAUUUGUAAAAUGUUGAAUGGCAAGAAAACACUUAGGUUUUUACGCAUUCUGCCUCGCAUUUGUGCUGCUCUUCCCAUUCUACAGGUAAUAAUACUCAGUGGAAAAUAUACAUCCGUUGAUAACAAUGAGUUUUUUUAUCUAAUUCCAAUCCAAUAUACCCUACGAGCUAUUAGGCUCUACCGACGGCUCAAUCGGAGUUCUAACAUAGAGACUACAGUAAGAAGAUUGCUUAAAGCUGUUUUGGACUUCCUUCCCUUCAUCCUUGCUGCUCAUCUAUUCGGAGCCUUGUGGUACAUUUUUGCUGUGGGUCGAAAGAUAGGUUGUUGGCAGGAGCAUGUCUGUAAAUUUGAUGGUAUAUGUGGUCGAGAAACACUUGAUUGUUUCUUCUAUUGCAGUAGUUCCACUCCAGCAAACAAUAUGAAGUUCAAUGGCUCCCUUUUACAAAAGUCAUGCGCUGUACAACUUUCAGAAAAUGUAUCAACUUUACCUUUCGAUUUUGGUAUAUAUAUAUACGCUCUCCAAUCUGACAUGACAAGGUCAAGAGGUCUUCCAGUGAAGAUGUUGCAAUGUCUUUGGUGGGGCCUACGAAAUCUGAGUUCUUUUGGUUCAAACCUCCAGACCAGUUUCUUUAUGGACGAAAUCAUCUUUUCAAUUCUGAUAUCUAUCAGUGGCUUGGCACUGUUUUUAGUAUAUCUCAAUGCAAGGGUGCAGGGGUCGCAAAAAAUAUUAGAUCAGCUCAACUUAAGAGAGAAGAUGCGAAGGAUAUAUCCACAGAUAAUAAAUCAAAUGCGUACUAUGUGCCGUCUCCGCUUGGAUUCACUAAAGAAAGUGCCGAUGCUUAAAAAUAAAGAUGAGAAAAUGUUACAAGCAAUCUGCGAGCAUCUUAAGCCGGUAACUUAUGGGGAGGAUAUUUAUAUCAUUCGAGAGGGGGAACCACUUCGAAAGAUGAUUUUCAUCACGCAAGGCACUGCAUUGACCUACACAACCAUUAAGGGUGGAACAAAUGUUUGCAAGUGCCUUGAGAAAAGUGACUUUUAUGGAGAAGAACUUCUAAAUUGGGCGUUCAAAUUCGGCUCAUUUUCUGAGUUACCUAUCUCCCCUACGACUGUUGUAUCCCAAACAAAAGUUGAAGCGUUUUCUAUUAGGGCCAACCACUUGAAGUCUGUUGUCGCUCAAUUUUGGUGGCGUUUUCAAAAGGAACUUCCGCGUUCUCAGUUGGAGCAUUUCUCAGCUUCUUGCUUGCAGAAAUACUGGCGUCAUCACAAAUUAACUAAAAAUACAGGAUCUAAAGAAAAGAGAGAGUAA
Prunus armeniaca (apricot) is the source of this 1758-nucleotide messenger RNA. NCBI's taxonomy places the organism in Eukaryota, Viridiplantae, Streptophyta, Magnoliopsida, Rosales, Rosaceae. The record is from the annotation of a GenBank genome assembly.